Pocillopora verrucosa is the source of this 5418-nucleotide messenger RNA. Its product is annotated as putative helicase MOV-10. The record is from RefSeq and is a predicted model, not a curated record. Gene Ontology annotation, biological process: regulatory ncRNA-mediated post-transcriptional gene silencing. NCBI's taxonomy places the organism in Eukaryota, Metazoa, Cnidaria, Anthozoa, Scleractinia, Pocilloporidae. Gene Ontology annotation, cellular component: P granule; cytosol. Gene Ontology annotation, molecular function: 5'-3' RNA helicase activity; RNA binding.
AUUUAUUCUAUUUAUAAUGUUUCAACGUUUAUGAGAAAGCGAUCGAAUUAAUCGCCUACGAAUUUAAUCGUCUUUAAAAAUUGGAAUUCGGAUUUUAUCGAUCACUCUAAAAGGAAUUAUUAAACAAAAAUGCCUAAAGCAGGAAAUGAAUAUAAAAAGAAUGUCACAAAACAGUUUUGGAAGUUCUUGUCAACAGAGCGUCUCAGGCCAUCAACAAAACUGGAGCUCAGACAAGUGUACUAUGAUCAGUUCAAGAAAACAUUGGAUCGUUCGUCGCCUACAGUGUCUUUCUCCACCAUUCUAUUUCAGCUGAAACGGAUGAAGAAAUUAGUCAAGAGUAAAGAUGGUUCUGACACAUUGUUAUACUUUGAACGCAAGGGCCGACGUCUGGUCCUGGCUGUUGACCAAUCUUUUGUACAGCGCAAGCAAAAAAAUGCGUCCAAAGCGAAGGGAGAAGAUCAUGAGAAGGAUAUUGAUGAAACAGAGAAGGAAAAGCUUACAGAACAUGAUGAUGAUGAUCCUGUGAUGGAGUUAAAAAAGUUAUUUCUUAAACACAAAGAAUCAUUCGUCCAAGACAAGAAUGGAGUAAGAGUUUGUUCCGAUUUGGACAGGGAACACGGUGUGAUAGACUUUGGCCAAAUGCAUUUGACAGAUAGUGCGCAAAUCACAGAAAUUACUGUGAACAAUGCGGGAACCAAUGCCAUUAAACUGAAGCGAUUUGUCGCCUUGGAAUCUGUGAGUGAUUUUAUGCUCUCAGAUAAACACAGUGUCACAGUUGCUGGAAAAGUCAAUAAAGUCAUCAAACUACCUGCUGGGAAAUCUUACAAGAUAUCAGCACUUUUUAAACCAAGCCGUUUAGGAGAAUUUAAGCAGCUGAUUGUGUUUGAAUUUGAAGAGGAAGGGGAUACACCUCAAACAUAUCACAUAGCACGGUUCUUAACUGGACAAGGAACUAAUGAGGAUGUCAAGAGCAUCCUUCCUGUGCACAAGUAUCGGCAUCCCAAGGCUGUAGCAAGAGUGGUGGAUCCCAAAGUUCAAAUCAUAGGUGGAAUACCUCCCCCACGACCUGACAAUAAACUGCGGUUUGCCACUCCUCUCAAAGACUACCACAUCCCCUUUCAAUUGCGUCUGGGAUUAAAUCAAGGCAAACCUGGAGAAGAAUUAUCAAACCUCUUGGAGCUUGAAGUUGGACCACAAAUGCGAGAAUAUUCUCAAAAGUUUGCUUCACUUCUUUACAUUGAAGAACUUCAAAUGGAAGUUGACAUUCGUCACUAUGACAUGGAGGAUGUAUUUCUUAACCCAUCAACUCAAGGAGGGUUUCUUGUCCUAAAGGUACCUGGACUUGCAGAGAAUCGACCAUCAGUUGUAAGGGGUGACCAGAUCUUGGUGAGGAUCAAAGACAGCAAAGGGCAGCCAGAAAAAGAAGAGUAUCAAGGAUUUGUUCAUAUCUUGGGCUUAAAUGAUGUGCAUUUAAAGUUUUCUCCCAAAUUCCAUAAGAGAUACAUCAAGGGAAUGAAAGUGAAUGUACGAUUCACAUUUAACAGGACACCUUUAAAACUGAUGCAUAGAGCUCUAGAAAUUAGUCUCCAAAUGAUUGAAGAAAGAACACCAGUUGCUUCUUUAAAUUUAGCAGUUGGCACACAUUUAGAUCCCCUCUUGAAAGGAAGUGAGCUAGAUUUUAGAUUUUUUGAUGGAAAGCUUCAAAAAAACAAAGAACAGGAACAGGCUGUGAGGAACAUUGUUGCUGGGACAUCAAGACCAGUUCCAUAUUUGGUUUUUGGACCUCCAGGAACUGGAAAGACUGUGACAAUAGUAGAAGCCAUCAAACAGGUAUUGAAGUUGUUUCCCGAGAGCUGCGUUCUUGCCUGUGCUCCGUCCAACAGUGCAGCAGAUCUGCUCUUACAGAGGGUUAUGGAGCACACAGUUAUUCCAAGGUCAAAGGCCAUUCGGCUGAAUGCCUUUGGAAGGUCACUUCUAUCACUGCCAAAAGAUAUUAAGGAUGUUUGCUGUCUUACUUCAGGAGGGGAUUUCUUUUUCCCAUGUAAAGAGGAGAUCAUGGACAAGCGUCUUGUGGUGUGCACUCUGAUUACAGCAGGAAGGUUAGUUUCUGCUGAGGUUCCCAACCAUCAUUUUACCCAUGUGUUCAUUGAUGAAGCAGGCCACUCCCUGCAGCCUGAAUGCUUGGUCCCCCUGGCAGGAAUGUUUAGCACAGAAACUCCAGGAGGGGGACAGCUAGUCCUAGCAGGAGACCCUCAACAGCUUGGUCCAGUCCUUCGAUCUCCAGUAGCCAUUAAGUAUGGUCUAGGUAUAUCUCUUUUGGAAUGGAUGAUGACAAAGUUGCCUUUCUAUGGACGAAUACCACAAGAUGAAGAGGAUGAAUUAGGAGACUACAACCCACUGAUUAUCACAAAGUUAUUGAAGAACUACAGAUCACAUCCAUCUAUCUUGGAGCUACCAAAUGAGAUGUUUUAUGAUGAUGAACUAGAAUCCUGUGCAGACAAGCUAACAAGAGAAUCUUUGUGCAACUGGAGUCGUCUUCCUUGCAAGGGAUUUCCAAUUGUUUUUGAAGGAAUCAGGGGACGAGAUAUGCGAGAGGAAAAAAGCCCAUCAUUCUUCAACCCUGAGGAGGCAGCUGUAGUUGUGCAGUAUGUCAAAGACUUGAAGGAUACCAGAGGAAUCAAAGUGCUUACCUCAGAGAUUGGCGUCAUUUCACCCUACAGAAAACAGGUUCAGAAAAUAAGGACUUUGCUUGACAAGGCUAACAUCACGGACGUGAAGGUUGGUUCUGUUGAAGAAUUCCAAGGACAAGAAAGGAGAGUGAUAAUCAUAUCCACUGUGCGGAGCAGCCAGGAAUAUCUUCAGCUCGAUGCGCAGUUCAAACUGGGUUUCUUGAAGAAUCCAAAGCGGUUUAAUGUUGCAAUCACAAGAGCCCAAGCUUUACUGAUUGUGGUCGGAAAUCCUCAUGUUCUCAGCAAAGACCGACACUGGAAUAGGUUCAUAAAAUUCUGCAAAGAUUCAAAAGGCUACAGAGGAUGUGAUUUCAAGCCAGCAAUUGAGGAUGAUGAAGAUCUUAUAAAUCGCCUGAGGCGGGUUCAUCUGGACACAAAGGAAGCAUUAGAAGCUGUUGAAUCUACAGCAGAUGACACUGUAACACAGGCUGAACAACCUGAAUGGCGCAAACCGGAAGAAUUUUAAAUUACAAAUUAGAUGAGUUUUUAAAUUACCAUAAAUUAUAGGGAACAUUUUAUAUGGAUGUUGUUUUUGCUAGAAUUGACCUCAAAGGUCCAUAGGCAAUUAAGAUAACUGGUCAAACCAGAAGAUUGUGAGGCAAAAUUUCAUGGCCCACCAUCCUUAGUGAGAUGUGGGGACCUAUUGGUUAGUGCCCUUGACUCCAAGUCCAGAGAUGCAGCUUGGAGAUCUGGUCAGGUCAGAGUGUUGUGUUCCUGGGCAAAACACUGUACUCUCUCCAACCAGGAGUAUAAAUGAGUACAGGCAAAUUUUCAGGGAAGCCUAAUGAAAUUUUAGGGGGGGGGGGGGGUAACCUUGUGAUGGAGGGCAUCCCAUCCAGGGGGGAGUAGUAUAAGGACCUGCUAGAUGGCCCACUUGGUUUGAGUACUGACUUAACCUGCCUCAACCAUUCUAAGAAUUUUCUUUGUCUCAUUAAUACAAAUUAAUUGGUCCUAAGGUUACUAAGUCCUUGUGAAGUUUUGGCAUUGUUAUUAACCGCAAUGAAAAUUUAAAGCAUUUUUAACAUUUUACUGCUUACUGUGUUUUUAAUUAGUUUUACCUUAUAAAAAUUGCACAUUUGCUGGGUGGUGCAUGUUGAUAGAGAAGUUUCUGUGCAGCAAUAAGCCACAUUGUUGACAAAUGAGAGAAUUUGGAAGACUGGCCACAGCUUCAUUAACCCUUAAACCCUCAAGAGCUGAUUGUUAAUUCUCUCCUUUAGCUGCUACACAAUUCCUAGUAAAUAAGUUACGAGAAUAUGGUGUUAGAUCAAGAUUAGCCACUUGUACCUGAUAAGAUUGAGUCUUCUCAUUACCUGUUUGCUGGAUGAUGAAUGGAUAUUCUAGGGAGAAGUUACAUGUCAAUCACGCUUGGAAGUGUAAGGAUCAAAGGAGAAUUCACCACACCAAAUAAAAGCUGUCUUUUAACCAUGUUUUAAUAAUCUCUGAAAUGUAUUGUUCUCCUUUUGCGACACUACAUGGGAUUAAUUUAUUCAUUCCAUUGUAAUUUCUUUUCUUUAUUGAUUUUAACACUUAAACUCCCAUGGGUGACCAAGACAGAAUUUCUCCUUACAAUAUCAACCAGCUAAGUGACGAGAAUAAAGAAGAAUAUCAAUUUGGGGAUAAUUAGUGGAUUCAAUACUAAAUUCUCUGAGCUAACAUUAUAAGAAUUGCAUGGUUGACAGUAAGGAGAAUGAAAAAUUUCAUCUGGGAGUUGAAGGGUUAAGUAUCAAAUGUAGAUUGUAAGCUUCAUUUUCCUUUUAAGCAAUCAGAACUUAUGGUUGUUAACCAUUUAACCCCUAGGAGUGUCCAGCAUCUAAUUUCUCCUUACAAUAUCAGUCUUGAAUCAAACAUUAAGGUCAUGAGAAUAAAGGAAAUGAUCACCAACUAAAGAAGCUCUUGAUUGUUGAACAAAUUCUCCUUAUCAGAACCCUAGGAAAUGUCUAGAGAGUCGUAUGGAGAAUACCUGUACUGAUGUUAGGGAGUAAAGGGUUACAGGUUCAAUUCUAAUUUUAAGUCCAGCACUUAAAAAAAAAUAUUUGUCAGAAAUGGUAUUUAAAUGUCAUCUUAGUUUUGACAUUUUUUAUUCUAGUUACCCAUUGGGCAGAGCAUGGAGGUAACAGUUGAUGAAACACCAACUUCUCCUUAGUUACACAAGGCAAUACAAGGCAAUCUUCAAGGAGAAUCUAGUAGUCUAUCUGGGGUUUGUUGCAAUCGCACCCCUAACAACAUUAAGCAGAUACUUUCAUGCUCUUACUUCCAAGUUUCAGGCUCAAUUCUGUUCACAGUCUAAUAAAUUAGAGAGUGAAGCUAAAUUAAUCAACUAUUUCAUCUGAUGUUUGUCUCACUUCUCAUCACUUCCCUGCUUGACAAUGUAUAAAUACUGUGAGGAGAAAAUCACACUUUAUGUUUCUUUCCUUGGGAUAAUCUUAGCUGUGUUUUUCCCUUGACUUCACAUUGGAAAAUAUAGAGACCCUAGCAGAAAAAAAAAACUGUUCUCCACAGUACCACACCCAAAGAAUUACUACAAUCAUGUUACAAGUCUUAACCAUCAACAUUAUUAUUAUCAUGAUAAACUAUUUAAUGAAUCCAGACUAAGUUUCAAGUGAGAUUUGACAACAUUGUUGAAUGGCAAUUAAUGGAAAAAGAGAAAAAAUAGAAAAACAGCAGAAUACAUGUACUUUAUUGUUUAAUA